AAGGUUAAUGAAGUUACAGUUUCAUAUCUUAUAAUCCUACUUGGAAUUGCAUCAUGUGCAAUGCUUGCCCUGUUUUGGAAAGAAACAGCCUAUAUAGCYGGCGCAGAGCGAAGUAUYGCUCUCCUAGCACUUUGUKUUWURYURGCAWYKGUYGAUUGYACGUCUUCAGUGACUUUUGUUCCCUACAUGGCGAGACUACGUCAAGUUUAUCUAAGUCCAUACUUCCUUGGCGAGGGUUUGAGUGGACUUUUGCCUAGUUUGGUAGCACUUGGUCAAGGAGUUGGAGAGGGAGCUACCCAUUCACCUUGCUUGGCAGUUCCUGUUGUCAAUGUGUCAAACUCUACAAACUCAACAUCACAAAGUUGGGGGCCAGGUCCAAAGUUCUCUGUUGAAGUGUUUUUCUGGGUUUUGACGGGUAUGAUGGUGAUGUGUGGUGUUGCUUUCUUGUGCCUCAAUCUUCUCCCUGUUACGAAAAACCAAAAAGUUAAAAAUACAUCAAUAUCUAUAUCUACAAGUGACGUGUAUGAGUUACAGAGCCCAAACAAUGAAAACCAACAUCAGUGUAAACAUUAUGUGAAUAAUCCAAUAAUACAGUCUACAAUGAAAGAAAACAUUUACCUGCUUAUAGUUCUGGCUAUCAUAAAUGGUCUUAGCAAUGGUAUCAUCCCUGCUAUCCAAUCAUACUCUUGUAUACCAUACAGCUACUACAUAUACCAUUUGACUUUGACYCUGUCCAACAUUGCCAACCCAGUUACGUGCCUUUUCUUUCCAUUAAUGAGAACAAAAUCUACAAUCCUCAUUACCAUCCUCAGCAUCAUUUACUGUGGGAUGUGUACAUAUAUCCUCGUGAUUGCAUCACAAAGUCCUAAUGUCCUAAUGAGAUGCGAUGAUGCUGGUUCUGUUUUAAUUGUGAGUACUARAAUUUUAAAUUUCACAGUAGGAACAGUGUUCAAAUUCACAGGGAAAGUCUCCCACUGCAAGUAUAACAGCAGAGAGUUUCUGAAAUGCAAAGAUUAUUUUAGUACAGUCAGUUUCUAGGCACCUGUUUAAACAUUGAUAUAGGCAAGUGAUGUUUAGCGUAACCAUUUGUCUCCUAUUCAUGCUUCCCUUUGGUCUUAGAGCCUCUGAUGAUGUAACCUUUUAAAACCGACAACUUUUUCACUUAACUGUGUUUAUUCAAUCAAUCACCUUGCCUUGAGUAACAUUUGUCCCAUUUCAUGACUUUUGGGAGUACAACCCAUUGUAUUACUUUCAUCCAUAUUCGUGCAGUGGUUAUAGAAAUCAAACAUAUUCCACGUGGUCUAAAAUGGGACAAACAUUAACCACACUUAGGAGGUCUAUUCCCAAGUAAGUUAGUUAUCUCUACCAGGUGAUCUUCCAUAUUUCAGCCAAUGAGAUUUUGGCUUUCAACUUAUCUUCAUGACUGCUACCCUAUAGGGCUGUGCAGACACUCAAACAGGGGGGUGCUCAAACCAUUAGGUAACAUACUGUAUGGUAAACUGGAUGACCAAAUGAGAGGGCUUAGUGUGCCCAGUGACACCUGAAAAUGUAUUGUCUUCUACUUUCUCUUUGAUUUGGUUUACAACAAAUUAGCUACAGAUGGCUGCAUUCUUUGUGAAUUUCUUACACAAAUGUUUUAAAGCCUUCUAGUAGCCAUAGUGACUGUAGCCUGGACAACAAGGUUUAAAC
Messenger RNA from Exaiptasia diaphana, 1689 nucleotides. Its product is annotated as riboflavin transporter 2. Gene Ontology annotation, cellular component: plasma membrane. NCBI's taxonomy places the organism in Eukaryota, Metazoa, Cnidaria, Anthozoa, Actiniaria, Aiptasiidae. Gene Ontology annotation, molecular function: riboflavin transmembrane transporter activity. The record is from RefSeq and is a predicted model, not a curated record. The transcript has a single exon. The annotation marks the transcript as partial. Gene Ontology annotation, biological process: riboflavin transport.